UUAUACCUUAACAAUAUAUAUACCCAUUUCCACGCUUAAUCUGUUGUUCAGAUCUCUCUCUCAUUUCGUCAUAUCCUUACAAUAUCCGUAAAUUGUUCUCCUUAACAAUUAUCUGUUUCUAUCUUUUUACUGGGGGUUUAUCCAAGUCAUACAGUCGGGUGAUUAUUUACUACAGAGAAAUGGAAGUAACAGGAGGUUAAGAAGUCUUAGGUUAUGGCCUUGGCAGUGUGUGGGGGGAAAAUCAAUUCACGGAAAGAUAAAUUCAAUAUCGUCCCUGUUACCUUGAAGAAGCAGAAUUAUAGUAGGACCAGUAAAAGUGGUAUGGAAUUCGAAUCUGAUUGGACGCAGCAUAGAAAAUCUUUGGCCUUCACAGCUCAAGCGAUCCGAUUUGCAACAUCUUUCAUGCCUUGGUCUAGUAGAAUCCCCAUAAAAGAAGGAUAUCAUGAAUUUCUUUAAUCAGUUAGCAGUCUGAAGAAUGUUUAGUAUGAAGAAGAGAAUUACUGAAUCAGAUAUGUGUUUCUCCAACUCAGUCCAGCAAGAUACUCCAGCUUCUAAAAGCAAUUGUCAUUUAAUUUCUAAGGUUACUGAUGAUUAUCAUGUUCCCAUCUUGCCUGGAUUGCCAGAUGAUGUAUCAAAAUACUGUUUUGCUCUCGUUCCCCGAUCUAAUUUCCCUGCUAUGGGUGCUGUAUGCAAGCGGUGGAGGUCAUUUAUCAAAAGCAAGGAGUUCAUCACUGUUCGUAAACUAGCUGGGACGCUUGAGGAAUGGCUUUAUGUCCUGACUGUGGACGCUGAAGGAAAAGAGAGCCACUGGGAGGUUUUAGAUUGUAAUGGACAUAAACACCAACUACUCCCACCUAUGCCUGGUCCUGUUAAAGCUGGUUUUGGUGUGGUGGUUCUCAAUGGGAAGCUUCUUGUUAUUGCUGGUUAUUCUGAGGUAGAUGGAACUGGAUCUGUCUCAGCAGAUGUUUCCCAAUAUGAUUCUUGCCUCAACAGCUGGAGCAAAUUGGCUAGCAUGAAUGUGGCACGCUACGACUUUGCUUGUGCCGAAGUAAAUGGCAUGGUCUAUGCUGUUGGAGGAUAUGGGAUGGACGGAGAAUCCCUCUCUUGUAUGGAAGUGUACAACCCUGAUACUGACAAGUGGACUCUAAUAGAGAGUAUGCGCCGGCCAAGGUGGGGCUGUUUUGCCUGUGGAAUCGAGGGGAAGCUCUAUGUUAUGGGUGGGAGGUCAAGUUUUACGAUCGGAAAUUCUAGGUUCAUUGACGUAUAUAACCCUGAGAGACACACCUGGUGUGAGAUGAAAAAUGGUUGUGUUAUGGUUACUGCCCACGCGGUGCUGGGCGAGAAGCUCUUUUGUAUGGAGUGGAAGAAUGAGAGGAAACUAGCAAUUUUCAACCCCACAGACAAUUCAUGGAAGAUGGUGCCAGUUCCCUUGACUGGAAGUUUGAGCAUUGGGUUUCGUUUUGGCAUACUGGAUGGAAAACUUCUGCUAUUCUCGUUACAGGAGGAUCCUAGUUACAAAACCCUGUUGUAUAAUCCAAAUGCUGCCCCCGGCGCUGAAUGGCAAACUUCUGAGAUAAAGCCGUUGGGUUUAUGCCUGUGCAGUGUCACAAUUAAGGCAUGAUUUGGGUGUCGAGUCAAAAUCAUUCGAUGCUGGUACUCGGCUUGCUAUCUUCCUACCACUAAAAUCUUAUCUUCUGGCCCUAUGUUUUUGUUCAGUAAAAUUUGUAAUAUGCAUAUCCCUCUUUAUAUUUUUGAAUCAACGUGAAUUAUUAUCAGGGCUCUUUUGUAAUUGUUGAAUGUUUUGAUAAAUUGCAGUUUGAAUGAAUAACAUGGCUUGAAA
This is a messenger RNA of Olea europaea var. sylvestris, 1840 nucleotides long. Its product is annotated as F-box/kelch-repeat protein At1g67480. Lineage: Eukaryota; Viridiplantae; Streptophyta; Magnoliopsida; Lamiales; Oleaceae. Gene Ontology annotation, molecular function: protein binding. The coding region runs from base 476 to 1621 and encodes 381 amino acids. The transcript has 5 exons. The record is from RefSeq and is a predicted model, not a curated record.